This is a messenger RNA of Fomitopsis serialis, 1171 nucleotides long. Its product is annotated as ubiquitin carboxyl-terminal hydrolase. Lineage: Eukaryota; Fungi; Basidiomycota; Agaricomycetes; Polyporales; Fomitopsidaceae. The transcript has 5 exons. Gene Ontology annotation, cellular component: cytoplasm. Gene Ontology annotation, biological process: protein deubiquitination; ubiquitin-dependent protein catabolic process. The record is from RefSeq and is a predicted model, not a curated record. Bases 102 to 1070 code for a protein of 322 amino acids. Gene Ontology annotation, molecular function: cysteine-type deubiquitinase activity.
CGUGACGCGUCGCCACCGCUUCGUUGAAAUUGAAUCGUUCGACGCGUCUGCGUGCCACAAUCACUGCAACUCAACUUCGAGGCCAUCACACGAUUGCCAGCAUGUCUGCGGACGAUGAACAGAGCGGAUGGCAGCUGACAGAGUCAGACCCAGGGGUGUUCACGGAGCUAUUGAAGACACUAGACGUCCCCCUUGUUGUCGAUGAUUUGUACUCGCUCGACUCCGCGUCUCUCGCCGAGAUGCAACCACUGCAUGCAUUCAUUUUCCUCUUCAAGUGGGUCGGCUCGUCGGCGGAACCAACCGCGGGACAGUACGACCACGACUUCCCAGGAUUCUUCGCUCAUCAGGUAGUCAAUAACGCAUGUGCGACUCUCGCCGUCAUGAAUGCCAUUGGCAAUAUACCCGCGCUUCCUAUGGGGUCUCAGCUCGCCGACCUCAUUAGCUUCACCACGGGCAUGGACCCUCAGACGCGCGGUAUGGCCAUCACAAGCUCGGAUUGGCUGCGAGAGGCGCACAACGCGUUGUCCCCUCCGUCAGCAAUUUCACUCGACGGCCUGGGCCUCCCCAAAACGACGGAGGAUGCAUACCAUUUCAUUGUAUACAUGCCCUACAUGGGCUGCGUAUACGAAUUCGACGGCCUGAAACAGCAUCCAGUAAACCAUGGCCUAUUCUCAGAAAGCGGAGAAGGAUGGGUAGCCAAGGCAAGGGAGGUGAUUGAAGCGCGGAUAGCAACAUAUCCCGCCGGUGCGCUGGAGUUCAGCUUGCUGUCAUUGCACGAGGAUCCCAUUCCUCGACUGCAAGCGCAACUCGCAGAACUUCAAGCCACAGGGAGACAAGCUGAAGCUAGCGAACUGAUUGUCCGACUAUCCACGGAAAACUCAAAACGGGAGCGGUGGAACUUCGAAAAUAGCCUCCGGCGGCACAAUUACGUCGGACUCAUACAUGCCCUUCUUGUGGCGCUCGCGAAGGCAGGAAAGCUGGGGGCCGCAAAAGAAGGCGCCAAAAAGGUCAUGCAGGAGCGUAUCGAACAGCGGAAGGCACGAGGAGAAGCGUCUAUGGAGGAAGAUUGAGGUCCGCGAUGUUGCAUGCUUCACGACAGGGCUUAUCCAGUUUGUGAACUACACUCCCUUACCGAGUGCAAUACAUCUGUCAUCGGGUUGGUUCAAACGGC